AUGUCCGACGAGUCUAUAAAAAGCCCUCACCAGGUGCCUCCCACCGAGAGGGCUGGUCGGUGGACAGAUGAAGAGAGGUACCGACUUUCAUACUUGCGGAAUCUCCAUAGUCACCUCAGUUGGAUCGAGUUCCACAAGUCCGAGUUGAACUUCUUCCCGAACCGGUCCCAAAUUGCUCUCUACAACGAGCAUCACAGAAUGGAGAAGGUCAACGCCAAACGACGGGUCCAGCUGCCUAAAGAUAGAAGCAAUGCUUCUCCGUUACUCAAGCCUAAACGACCGCUGGUGCACGACCCGAGCACCUCGCUGGCCCGCCCAGACAAACAGGUUCGGAUUACAAUCGACGACGACGAAAGCAAUGACGAUGAUGGAGAUAUCCAGGGGGAUGGCCAGACAAAGAGAUCUUCGCAUAACCGACAGGAGCAGUCACGCCUACCGGACUGUCCACGGAAAGCAUCCUUGGGGUCAUCGGGACAGGCCCUAGGACCGGCUCGACAGAAGAUGUUGUAUUCGCCACCUAGUCGGCCUGCUCCAAAGGCGUCUGAAAGCCCACCCAAAAAGUCUCUUGCUUGCUCGCCUUCUGCUUCAAAGCCUCAGCCAGCGAAAGCCCCAUCUCCCAUUACAAAUUCAGCUACCGUGUCUCCUAUUACGCAAAGCCAGCCUCAAAACCGGGGAAUCUCAGUUGCAAAUAAUCAGCCUGGGCAGCCUGCUCUACCUCAAACAUUACCCCAUGGCGAGAGCUCUGGCACUGCCGGUUGCGAAGUCUCAGACGCUAUCAACUUGUCGUUGGCCCCUCGGCCGGCUAUACAAAGUGGAACAACGGAAUCCGCUGCAGUAACAUCCACAGCAGCUACGGCUACAAUACCGGCCAACACCAACACUUCUACUACUAUCAAACAGAACAAACCCCCACCAACAGGCCAAACCAACAAACCAAUACCCGCUACAGAAGAACAGCUCAUAAGCACACCAUACAAAGCCUCAAACGCAGCCCAGUGUAUGAUAAGCCAGUCCCAGUCCCAGUGGUUAACCCAAACUACGCAGUUCGUGGAACGAGAGAAUAGAGCACGAGCGGAAGCAGAAUGCCGCCUGGCCUUCCAUAUAGCUGUGACUACAAGGGGGGUUGAGAAUAAGCUAGAUCAACUGCGGGAAAAGAUUGAUGCUCAGGGCAAGGUUCUUGAAUCCCAAACUAAGGUACUUGAUUCCCAAGCCAGGGUUAUUGAUUCCCAGACCAAAGAAAUACAGUCAUUACAGGCUGAAAAAGGGGACGCUGCCUUGAGGAAAGAAAUCGAUGAUCUAAAAAACUCCGGAAGUGAGCAGCUUGCUGCCCUCGCUAAGCAGAUUGAGGGAUUGAAAGAAGAUACCCAGAAGAUCAUGAAGUUUCAAGGAAACCUCCAUAGAGCUAUCAAUGACCCCGCAGUGGUGACAUGA
Molecule: messenger RNA, 1431 nt
Organism: Aspergillus puulaauensis
Lineage: Eukaryota; Fungi; Ascomycota; Eurotiomycetes; Eurotiales; Aspergillaceae
Exons: 3
Coding region: 1-1431 (476 amino acids)
Source: RefSeq, a predicted model, not a curated record